Molecule: messenger RNA, 5020 nt
Organism: Fundulus heteroclitus (mummichog)
Lineage: Eukaryota; Metazoa; Chordata; Actinopteri; Cyprinodontiformes; Fundulidae
Product: alpha-2-macroglobulin
Exons: 35
Coding region: 128-5020 (1630 amino acids)
Cellular component (GO): extracellular region
Molecular function (GO): endopeptidase inhibitor activity
Source: RefSeq, a predicted model, not a curated record
GGAAGAGACAGAGGUGGCUGAUUACAGCAGUAUGAGUGUGCUGUAUGCUGUAUGGGUGUGGAUGGGUGGAGUCCGGCCUGCCUGCCACCUAUUUAACAGCUUCUGUCUCUGAGGGACCAUCACAGUCAUGGCUAAGCCAGGGAUUCAGAUGUGGACUCUUCUUGCCUUGCUUUUCCCGGCGGUUGUGGGUCAAGCCUCAGCUACUAAUAGCCGCACCUGUCCAAUACAUUAUCUAGUGAGCGUUCCGAGCAUUCUUGAAUCUGGAUCAAAGCGCAGCUUCUGUGUGAGCCUGUCGCCGCCAAGGAGCCCUGUGUACAUGGAGGUCAGUCUGAACAGCGAGCACAGCAGGAAGACCCUACUGAGAAAAAGAACCAGCAAUGGGUUCCAUAAAUGCAUCUUGUUUCGGGUCCCUGUUGUGCGAGCAGACGAGGUGCAGGUGUUUGAGGUGCAGGUGAAAAGCCAGAAUUUUUAUUCCAGAGAAUUCAAGAAAGUGUUGAUCAAGGUUUUCCAACCGAAGACAUUCAUCCAGACGGAUAAACCAAUCUACAACCCAGGACAGUCAGUGGUAUUCAGAGUGGUCACACUGGACACGAAACUGGAACCGCUCUAUGAGACUUAUGACAGUAUUGUGAUCAAGGAUCCGUACAACAGCAGGAUUGCACAGUGGACAAAUCAGGGCGCCGAAGGGAGCAUUUUGCAGCUGUCUUAUCUGUUGGGUGACGAGGCCCCUAAUGGCUUCUACAGAAUUACUGCUCAAACAGGUGAAAGAAAAGCAUUUCACAGCUUCAAGGUCCAGAAAUAUGGUUUGCCCAAAUUUGACAUUGUAGUUACCAUUACAAAAGAAAUAAGCGUUAGACAGGAGACCUUUGAAGUUAAAGUAUGUGCAAAGUACCCCUAUGGAAAGCCUGUGGAUGGGGAUAUUACGUUGAGGGUCUGCAGGCCUCUGAAGAACCAGAACUCCUGUAGUGCUGCCGUCAUCCAUAAAGAUGACCGCAGCGUAACCUCUCUUUGCAGGACAAGACAAAAGCAGCCAUGCAACAAAGGGUGUGCCACCUUCGUCUUUAAAGUGUCAAGUUUCACCAGACCUGACCCGAGGCCACUGCUGGACGUGCUGGAUGUCAGUGCCACAGUGGUGGAAAGGUUGACCUGUGUUUCCCACACACAGUGGGAGAGGAUGAAGGUAACCUACCUCAUCGGUAGGUUGUUUUUCCAAAACGUCCAUAAGACCUACACCCAAGGAAAAAAUCUGGUUGGAGAAAUUAAAGCUGUCAACUACAUCGGUCAACACGCCCCAAACCUGACAGUCUACGUGUUCGCGGGUAAAAAGGACUCCCCGUACAUCGUGGACACUGUCACCACAGAUCAUCUGGGCAUUGCCAGUUUUUCUCUGAACACAAGAAGAUUCAGAGGGAAGAUCCAUCUCUAUGCAAGCAGCACAGACAACCUGGAUCCCCCCGAAUAUAAAGUUCCUUACUAUGAGAUUGGAAAGUUCCAAGUGCAUGAGUCCGGGCCUGGUCUCGCCACGCGUGGGUUUCUCAAGGUUGUCCCAUCUCCUAGACCACUCCGCUGCUACCAUGUAGAAGAGAUCACCGUUGAGUACAGUUUAGAGCCACGAAAUCCGGGCCCUGUGGACAUAGUACUUCUGGUCUUAUCCAGAGGACGCAUCGUACUACUAGGACAUAACAGCAUUCAUCUGUACUCCUCAAAAAACAAGGGCAAAUUGUCCUUCAGUGUUGAAGUGAGGUCAGACUUUGCGCCUCAAAUUCAAGUUGUGGUGUACACCGUUCUCGACUGUGAGAGAGUGCUCGCCCACAGCGCACUGUUUCACACCCAGGACUGCUUCAGGAAUCCGGUGUCUUCAAAGUUUUCACCAUCUCCGGUGACCCCUGGUGAGGACGUCAAAUUAUGCAUUAAGGCCCGGCCGGAUUCAGUGUGUGGCGUGAGCCUCAUCGAUCUUAAUGUCCUCGUAAGGUCGGAUGAUAGGAAUCUGAACGCAGAUCAGAUAUAUGGCUAUCUGCCAAUGAAGAAAUCCUACCCUAUUCCCCCUGAGCUUCGGGAAGCAGCAGAGUGUGUGAAGGUGAAACCGAGGACCAGUGUUUUUGCUUUCACCAACCAAGAGAGAGAAGAUGCCAACACGGUUUUCAGUUAUCAAGGACUGCACCUGCUAACAAACUUGGUCGUCCAAAACCCCACAUGCCUCAAAAUGGGAGGGAAAAAAUAUUAUGAAGCGGUCUUUACAAAAAACAACCCACCCCGUGGUCCAGAGAGAAAGGCUUUGGAUGGGACACGUAUUCCUGAUCCUGGAAGUAUUCCUUAUACCUGCCAUGAACAGCUGGAGCCCGUGCACAAGCUUUCCACCGAGACCUGGCUUUUUGACCUGGUGAAAGUCGGAGAGCAGGGGAAAACCUGCGUGCCCUACACCGUCCCAGAGGUCAUCACCACCUGGAAUGCAGAGGUCUUUUGUGUUUCACCACACGGGUUUGGUUUGGCCCGUCCUGUAUUACUCACUGUCUACAGGCCUUUCUUGCUGGACUUCAAGCUUCCUGACUACUUGAUCCUGGGUGAAAGCGUUGAACUGAAGUUGGUCAUCUAUAACAACCUACCCACCUCCCUCAAGAUCAAAAUCACUACAGCCGCAUCAUCGCGUUACACUCUUACGCCCGUGUCUACUGACCAGUGUUUAUUUUGCCUGUGUGGCGGCGAGCACAAGAUCAUCCGCUGGUUUUUGACUCCAACGUCUUUAGGGGAAGUGGACGUCAGCCUGAAGGCAGAGGCUGUGUCCUCUACAACGGCUUGUUGCAAUCAAGAUGUGAGGGUGCCAGAAAAGGGCCAACGUAUCGUUGUGACACGAACUCUCAAAGUAAAGGCUAUGGGACAUGAGAUAAUAAAGACAUACAGCUGGCUGCUCUGUCCAAAAGGAGGCUAUUUGAGUGAAAAAAUCGAGCCACAAAUCCCCCAAAAGGUGAUUGGUGGAACCCUGAAAGCUACGGUCUCAGUUUCAGGUGACUUUCUCAGCCGGAGUCUGAGGAACCUGGGUGAUCUGCUGCACCUGCCGUAUGGUGGUGGGGAGCAGAACAUAGCAUUCAUGGCGAUCAACACGUACAUCCUGCAUUAUCUCCGAAAGACUAACCAGCUGUGCCAAGAAACUGAGAAAAGGGGGCUCAACUACCUGAAUAUUGGCUACCAGCGCCAGCUGACCUACAAAGACAAGACAUGUGCAUUUAUCACAUUUGAUUCAGGAGAGGUGAACACAUGGCUCACUGCCUUUGUGAUGGUAACCUUUUACAAAGCUCAGAGCUUCAUCUACGUUGAUCCGAAGAUCAUUGAAGAGGCUCGGAAGUGGCUGGAAUGCCAGCAGCUUGACGAUGGCUGUUUCAAAAUGACUGGAAAACUCUACAACAACAAAAUGAGGGGUGAUGUGCCUGACGCAGUGACACUCAGUGCUUAUGUCACAGCUGCCUUGCUUGAAACCAACAUACCUGCAAAUAAUCCUGUGGUGAAGAAGAGUUUGGAGUGCCUGAAGAAGUACAUCCAUGGUUACAGCAACACCUACACUACAGCUCUGCUAGCAUAUGUCUUCACACUGGCACAAGACUGGGACGUUCGCAGUAAGCUUCUGCUCUACCUCGACUCAGUUGCAAUAAGGGAGGGAGAUCUUCAGCACUGGUGUCCGUCGUCAAACAAAAAGGCCUCUCCUGUAUGUGUGGAGAUCAGUGCAUACGUGCUACUGGCCAGAUUCACUGGCUCUGUCUCUGAAGAAAACCUGUCCUGCUCCUCUAGCAUCAUCAGGUGGCUGGUUAAGCAGCAGUCCCACUACGGUGGCUUCUAUUCCACUCAGGACACGACGGUGGCUAUCAAAGCUAUGACCCUCUACAGCACUACAGUGAUGAACCGAGGAGGUACCACCUCAGUGACAGUGACUUCCCCCAUUGACCACCUGUCAUUCCAAGUGACUCAACAGAACAAGUUGGUCUAUCAGGAGCUAAUACUGCAAGAUCUGAAAGGAGGGUACUGGCUGAAGGCUGAGGGCACUUCAUGCACUGCAGUACAGGUGGCUUUCCUUUACAACGUCCCAGCUUCAGCUGUUGUCAGCAGUUUCAGCAUGGAAGUCGAUGUAUUGAUCCACAGCUGUUGCAACGAACGCUUAGUCACGCUCAAGUUCAAGUCCUUAUACAUGGGACACCGUAGCUAUACCAACAUGGUGGUCCUGGAUAUUGAAAUACCCUCCGGAUUUGCUCCUCUCCCAGAGUCUUUAUGGAAUCUAAAGAAGGGAGCCCUGGUGAGCAACGUUGAAUACAAGAACGGCCAUGUUUAUGCGUACCUACGAGAGUUACACAAGGAUAUUGCUGUGUUCCACGAGUUGGAACUAAUUCAGGAGUAUGAGGUGCAGCAACUGAAGCAAUCUACGGCAUCCAUCUACGAUUACUACUAUCCAAGUGACAAGGGGGUGACAGAAUACUGCGGAAAGUACUGCAACAACAGAAUAAAUUCACAUACACAUGACCACUACCACCUCGACCACAAGAGCCACCAUCAUGAGCACCUCAACCAAAAGAGGUACCAUCACGAGCACCUCGACCAAAAGAGGCACCAUCACGAGCACCUCGACCAAAAGAGGCACCAUCACGACCACCUCGACCACAAGAGCCACCAUCACAACCACUUCGACCACAAGAGCCACCAUCCCGACCACAAGAGCCACCAUGACCACCAUCCCGACCACAAGAGCCACCAUGACCACCAUCCCGACCACAAGAGCCACCAUCACGAGGACCUCGACCACAAGAGCCACCAUCACGACCACCUCGACCACAAGAGCCACCAUGACCACCAUCCGACCACAAGAGCCACCAUGACCACCAUCCCGACCACAAGAGCCACCAUGACCACCACCAUGACCACAAGAGCCACCAUCACGACCACCUCGACCACAAGAGCCACCAUCACGACCACAAGAGCCACCAUCCCGACCACAAGAGCCACCAUGACCACCACCAUGACCACAAGAGCCACACCAUGA